UAGGCAUCGGCAGUAGACCUACAUCUUCUGGACCAAUUAGCAUACCAACAGUGAUUAGGCCAAGGUGGUGAUCCAAUUCCAUGGAAGAGCAGCAAGAAAGGAGGAACGUUGGAGAGAGAGAACUAGAAGGCGGCCAACCAAGCAGGAACAAUGGCCAAACUGGCCUCGAGCCUGAGGAGCAUAGGAUUAACAUUGUUGAAAUCAGUCAUAGGGAUUGGAUUGAGUCUCUCAGAACGGCAGAAGAAAGCACUCAAUCUCAAAGUCAAUGGCCAAGGAUACCAAAGGUUCCUCAGAUGCUGAGGGGGACCCAGGAUUUCAAGAAAUUCUACGAACCGAGGUUAAUUUCAAUCGGUCCUUACCACCAUGGCAAGCCCGAUCUUCACGAAGGGGAAAUGAUCAAGCGUCUAUGUGCCAAAAAAUUCCUUGCUGAUAGUAACCAGGACAUCGAAGCCUUGUACACAAAAAUUGAAAGUAAUAUUGAGGCUGUGAGGACGUGCUAUGAUAAUAUACAACCGAACGAGUAUGAUGAUGAGGCACUCGCCCGAAUGAUGCUUCUGGAUGGGUGUUUUUUACUAGAAUUCGUCUGCGGGAAAGAUAGGAAAAAAGUUCUUAGAAGUCACCAAAUAAAUUUUGCGGAGCCGGACUUGUUCCUGCUGGAGAACCAACUUCCCUUUGGAGUCCUCAAGUUGAUUUUUGAAGGAGCAAAUUUGGAGGGACCAGUGAAAAAGGAGAUGAAAAAAUUCGUCAUUAGAACCAUGGAGCUGGAAGAGGACGAAGAGGACGAAGAGCCCUCUCAUCUCCUCGCCCUUUUGCGAAGUGCUCUCGUAGGCAAGAGUGAGCCCAAACAAGAGCGGCAACCUGAUAAAAAAGGAAAGUCGUCGUCGUCUUCAGGAGGAGAUGGGCGGUUCUGUUGCCCAAGGAAAAAAGGCAAACAACGAGGCAUUCGGCAGUCUUUUCGAAACAUCAAGGAGCUUAAAGCUGCCGGGAUCCAUCUCCGAAAGAGUAGAACGAGUUUCUUGAGAGACAUUUCUUUCAAUUCCUACUACUUCCGUGGCUACCUGAAUCUUCCCCCAAUAAUCGUUGAUGACUCCACGAAGUCCAGGUUCUUGAACAUUGUAGCCUAUGAAAUGUGUCCAGAUGCCCCUGAUGACUAUCGGGUCACUUCUUAUUUACGCUUCCUUUAUGGGCUCAUUGAUCAUGCGGACGAUGUCAAGGAGCUGAGAUCUAAGCACAUUCUCGUCAACCGUCUUGGCAGGGAUGAAGAUGUGGCCCGAAUUUUCAACGAGAUCGCCAACGACGUGGUAGAUACCGGAGUUUAUGGAGAUGUGGAAACUAGUCUUCAGAAAGACUACGACAAGAGGGUGAAUACUUGGAUAGCAGCCAUUAACGGAUUGGCACAGCUUUUAGAUAUUGCUUUUGGAGGAGCUAUCAAGAGGCGACACCGGGAGGACGAUAUGCAGGGGGUGUUCAGAGUCUGUUAGAGGGGGAGCGUCUCCUGCAGGUGGAGAGGUUUUUUUCAGGAGGGAUUUUUGAAAAAAGAAAGAGAAAAAAAGGCUGGGAGAAAAGGAGAGGAGAAGGGGAUUCAGGGGAGCUAGAGUGAGUUUUUGAGAGAGAUUUGGGAGGCAAGUUUGAGGCGAGCGAGCAAAGGGGCAGAGCUGUGUGUUUGGAGAGUAGAAGAGGUGCUGCCGUCUCAUUAGUUUUGUUGAUUUUAAAGGGGAACUUGAGGUGUUUGUAGCUGAACAGAGCUUUACCGGAAAAGGUUUCUCUCAGGUAUGAAUGCAGCUGAUUUCUUGUUUGGUUUGGAUUCUUAUUAUUCCUCUGCAUUUCUUGUUGA
This is a messenger RNA of Vitis riparia (riverbank grape), 1834 nucleotides long. RefSeq names its product UPF0481 protein At3g47200-like. NCBI's taxonomy places the organism in Eukaryota, Viridiplantae, Streptophyta, Magnoliopsida, Vitales, Vitaceae. The transcript has 2 exons. The record is from RefSeq and is a predicted model, not a curated record. Bases 81 to 1481 code for a protein of 466 amino acids.